Messenger RNA from Orbicella faveolata, 3305 nucleotides. Its product is annotated as calcium homeostasis modulator protein 5-like. The record is from RefSeq and is a predicted model, not a curated record. Gene Ontology annotation, cellular component: plasma membrane. Gene Ontology annotation, molecular function: monoatomic cation channel activity. Lineage: Eukaryota; Metazoa; Cnidaria; Anthozoa; Scleractinia; Merulinidae.
CUAACCGACUGAACUGACAUUUGCACACCUUCAUCCAGACCCUCUUAAAGGCGAAGUUUUUGAGUAUUAGUUUCAAGUCCCUAGAACUCGAAAAUAACGUCUAAGCUUGAGUAAAAAUAAAAAAACAAAAAACAAAAUGCGGUCACAAAUUAAACAUAACAAAACAACGCUUGUUGUAAAAACCUUGAUUUGAGAACUUAACGUUUCGUAAGCUUCUGCAUACAUCAUCAGAAUCGAAGUAUAAAACGGUUAGCGGCAUUAAAAUACAUUUAAACGAGAAGACUAGUACCUAAUAAGGAAAGUAAGGACAAUGGAUAUAAAUGAAAAUAAACAGACUAAAAUCUGCUGAAAAAAAAACAUAUAAAUGGCAAGAAGAGAAGAAGUUUCUCACUGCCAACAUUUUCAUGACUUCUUUUCUUUUCUUUUCUUCUCCUCCGUUUCACCGACCACGUGACCACAAGAAACGGAGGCUCUGGGGACGAGAAUGGCUGAGAGUACGAAAUGAAUUCUCUUCCCAUGCUCAGAAAAUAGGACAAGAGGUCGCGAUUCUUGGCGCUGACCAAAACGAGCGCGGCCUCUGGGGACGAGAAUGGUGACGGAAUACCUCCUGGUACUGGUCACGCAAUGUCACGUAACGUAUCAAGAUUUAUACUGUGCUAGGAGCAAAAGCUUCUUUCUUUCUUUCUUUCUUUUCUUUCCAUAACCUGCAAUAUGUUUAGCAGAGUAAAACGACGUAGAAAGUCAUAAAACAGGGAAUUUUAGUCAAUCAAAGCACGCAUCGAGCUCAAGUAAACCUCUUGCAAAUCCCUUGUAAAUCAUUCCGAGAUUUUGCGAAAUAAAACAAUAGCUACUGUGAAAUUGUCCAAUCACAAAGAAAUCACAGCGAGGUCACCGAUUUCUGCACGAACGACAACAAACGUAACGAUGUCGGGGGUAGCAGCCAACGUGUUAACGCGUAUCGUAUCUGCUUUCCAAACUGUCGCACAGUCAAACGAAGUCCCACUGAAAACCAUCGUCCUCGCCCUUUUGUUGUACGGAGUCAAAGAGUUCCUGAGCGACAUCAUUUUCACGUGUCCCGAAGAACACUUCGCUAUUUAUGGCAGUCUAUUCAUCUUCGGCCCAUCGAUUCUUCUGUUCUGCUUAUCGCUACUGGUUUCGUCCUCCUUUUGGCAAGUUGUAACAGGCUGUCAUCUUCUAAGAUGCCGUGAAAAGAAGUUGUUAUUGUUGAAGUCGAAGAACAGUGUGUUUGUCGCCUGUUUGCCGCCAGUUAUAUGGCUAGUGUACGCUUUUGUCGAAGAAGAUUAUUACGUUUGCGCCAAACUCGGGCCUCUGGACAUAGCACUUGCUAAGGCGAGCACAACCGCUCUGAAAGAUGCCGUGAAGAAGGAAUUCUCUCACACGAAGGUUGUAUCGGAAUUAAUUGCGUGGGGUUUGAUUCUCGGGCUUGUUGUUAUCUCCACCAUCUUCGUCACGGUUUAUCGCCUGUGCAUGCCAAUUGAUCCUAAACUUCUGGGAGAAUACGCUUUCCACGAAUACGAAGCUGACAAAGCCGUCUCCCAUUUCAACGAAAGGAUCAAACCUCUCGCAGAACAAGACGCUUUACAGAUGGUUGACAGUUUGUUCGAGAAGUACAAGGACAAAAGCCACGUGGAACAAGUCAGAACUAUCGAAAACCAACUCAAGAGGUUGUUUCCAAGACAUGCGGGUGUAUUGAGUGGACCGUUUAGAGUGGAAACCAAUACCGUGAAACCAGAUCCUACGGUCCAUGUACCCACGUCAUAUGCCUCGGGAGAUAUGGAGUUACAGCCAAUGGUCGAGAAAAUACAUGCUUAAACACUUAAUGUCUGGUCGACCAGACAUUAAGUGUUUGUUGCCAUGAGGUUUCAUGAGUUUAGCUUUGUUUCUCAUGAAACGUUAUGGCAAAGUUCUGGGAAACGUCAUGGAAGUCAGCAGCAAAAAGUCACAAGUCAAAGUAAAUUUAAGCAGACAGCAUUAUGCUCCCUACGGAGUGCAAUUAUUGACAUCAGUUUAGCCACUGGGGUGACGGGAAUCUGUGGUGUGGCUUGUACCAGAACUUCCUGCCUGACAGUUCUGGGUUGUGGCCUUGCUGCCCUAAACAGAGCAUGAAUCUUCCCUACAGAGGGUCUGGACCAGUCCUAAACAGGAUAGAGUUGCUUGAUUGCCAGAGUCAAAUGUGGUUUACACAGUAUAUUUGAGCAAGCCAAGAUCUGAAACACCAGAUAAUGUUCAUGGCAAGAUAGUGCUUGUUAAUUUAUCCUCUUAUUCUAUGCUUGGAAUCCUUUGUUCUGUAUCGGUCAUAUAAUAGACAGUGUUGUCCAACCUCUUUGUCCUAAACACGAUCAAACUUUCAAACCCUCUGUAUCACCCCUGCACCCAAACACGGGUCAAGUAUGACCCUCUACCCCUGGGAUAGUUAUUGAGCCUAGGGGAAAAGGGUAGUCUUGUGUAGGACUGAUGCCAUGAAAUAAAUGUACCUUACAUACAUUGUGUUAAAAUAAUAAUAUAUUUUAAAUUCUCAUAAACCUCCUCUUCUAAGUACAUGCUCUUAAAAAAUGUAUGCCAUUUUCCAUUUUUUAAAUAAUUGAGACUACUAACAAUAUAUCCCACCCGUGUUACAAGUCAUUAACAAGCAUUCUGCUGUAAGCUGAUUUAAGUCAUGUGACCCCAUUAAAUGUGGUCACAUUAAAUGUGGUCACAUGACAUCUACAAUGGCAUAGCAAAACCCUGACUAUACCAUGUUCCUCCAUCAUAUAAUCAAGAUGCUAUUUCAUAUCUCAAACGAGAAAUUUUUUUCCUAAAUCAAGCAAGUUGCAAAAAUGUCUUGCUUGCAUUAUACCAAACAGACAAGAGAAAGGUCAAUACUGACAGUGACGGACCAAAUCAUUGUUGGUGAACUGUUUGGGAGUAAUUUGACUGCCAGCAUGUUGUGAAACAUACACAUCAGUUUCAAUAACCAGAGACUUAAUAUUAUUAAUAAUAAUAAUUUAUUGUCAAAGAAAAAUUUUCACUAGACUCGAUCUAGAGAUAACCUUUGCUCAGAUUGCUUCAAAAUGUUGUUGACCAGUAACAUUAAAGUUUGUCUUCCCGAUGCAUAAUGAUUUAUAUGCUUUCUUCACCCAGUGUAUAUACAAGUGGUUAUUGGUUAGCUGUAAAUGUCUAUAUCACUUUAAGACAAAAUAUGUCUUACCAUGGUCUGGCUUAACAGUUUGGAUUGACUGACAUUUACUUGUGAUUCCUCAAUUUGCAGUUGACCACAUUAUCUACUCUUUCCCCCACCCCCCCCC